Hypanus sabinus (Atlantic stingray) is the source of this 3381-nucleotide messenger RNA. Its product is annotated as probable flap endonuclease 1 homolog. Gene Ontology annotation, molecular function: manganese ion binding; 5'-3' exonuclease activity; magnesium ion binding. Gene Ontology annotation, cellular component: nucleus. The transcript is spliced from 11 exons. Lineage: Eukaryota; Metazoa; Chordata; Chondrichthyes; Myliobatiformes; Dasyatidae. Bases 154 to 1596 code for a protein of 480 amino acids. The record is from RefSeq and is a predicted model, not a curated record.
CGCCUCGCUCUCCGUCUCGCUUUCUUCCCCUUUGUCCUGCUCCGGACUGUUCCCUCGCUCGGCGGCGGCGCCGCUGCUGUCGGCCGCCCGCCCGCCCGCUCUCAGCCCACGGUCCGGCCAGGGGGACGGGGCCGCGAGGCUCGGAGAGCGGCCAUGGGCAUCAGCCGCCUGUCGGAGCUGAUCCGGGAGCAGGCGGCCGAGGCGGUCACCGACAAAACCAUCCACGCGUAUGAGGGACGUGUGAUGGCGCUUGACGCUGCCGUUGUGAUGAAUCAGUUCCGUAUGGCCCGGCCCGACAAGCGCUACCUGCAUCAUCUCAGCCAGAUUGUGGGUGUAUUUUACCGCACUGCCAGCCUCCUGGAGAAGGGGAUUAAACCCGUCUUUGUGUUCGACGGCCCGGCCCCCAGGAUGAAGUCGCGGGUGCUGCGCAAGAGGCUUGGUUGGAGACCCACGCUGGAGAAUGAGGAGCACACAUGUAGACCAGCCCCAGAGAGCAAGGAUCAUGCGUGUGGUUCAUCCCCAGAGAGAGAGGAACACACGUGUACCACAGCCCCGGAGAGUGAGGAACACGCGUGUACUGCAGCCCCCGAGAGUGAGGGAUAUCUGUGUCUAACGACCAUGGAAAGGGGGGAACACACAUGGAGACCGAUCCCAGGGGGAUGCAGAUUAGCGACGGAGAGUGAGGGAUGUGUGCGGAGGCCAAGCGGGGAGAAGGAUGGACAGGCAUGUGGACCGAGCCCCAACAGCCAAGAGCAGGACUGUAAAGUGGCUGAGACGGCGGAGCCCGUUGCGAGGACCGGCCGCCGCGACUGUCAGCGUCUGCUCACCCUCCUGGGGGUGCCGUACAUUGAGGCUCCAGCUGAGGCAGAGGCCACGUGUGCGGCGCUGGUCAAGUCCGGGAAGGUCCACUGCACGGCCACGGAGGACAUGGACGCCCUGCCCUUCGGAUGCACCCGACUCGUCCGCAACGUCAGCGCCAAGAAGGACGCGAGGGUGGAGGAAUUUUCCUUGCCGGACAUCCUGAAGGCACUGAACCUGACACAGGAGCAGUUUGUGGACCUGUGCAUCCUGAUGGGGUGUGAUUACUGCGAGAAGAUUCGUGGUGUGGGUCUGAAGCGAGCCCUACCCCUCAUCCAGACCCACAAAAGCAUCGAGGGCAUCGUGCAGAACCUCGACGCCAGGAGAUUCCCAGCCCCGGAGGACUGGCCAUACCAGGAGGCCCGGACCCUCUUCCUGCAGCCUGAGGUGGCGGACCCUCACGAUGUGGUGCUCGAGUGGGGGGAGCCUGACGAGGAGGGACUCGUGCAACUGCUCGUGCAUGAGAAGAAGGCCAAGGAGAAGCGAGUUCGGGAUCGAAUCAGGAGACUACGUGAAUCUCUCCGGGACGUGGAGCGUCGGAGCCGGAUGUUCACGGCCGAGAAGCAGCGGCGGCUGGACGAGUUCUAUCGCAAAGUGAGGGGACUCCGCUACUGCAGACAGGGAGAUCAGCCCCACUUCCAGCUCUCCACCAAGAGACGUCGCACUGCCCAACGCAACCUCUCCCAUCUCCCGCUUCGCCGACGGCUUGUCCCCCCACCUCGGAAUGCCACUUCAUGAGAUCUCCUCCCUCAGAUGUCUCUCCCCAACCCUCCUUUCCCCACAGAGCCCCUGCCGCUAGCCUGACCCACCAGCCCCUAACUACCCCUUUCCAACCCUCUUCCUUCCUCUUGCUCCCCCAUCCUUAAGAGAAAGCCCAUGUCCCAACCUCAACCUCCAUCCUACCAACCAAACCGCAGUUGUUCACUCAGCCCUUGAUCUUAUCCCACUUUUGUAUCCCUCCCCAAGCCCUCCUUGGCCCCUGUGUUUCCCUCCUCUUUCCUCUCCUCCCUCCCUACACCUCUUCCUCCCUCCUCCUCUCCCUCCCUCCUCCCCCUCACCUUCCCCUUGCUCCCUCUUUCUCACCCUCCCCUCCCUCUCUUACCUCUUGUCCUACACAUCCCUCUCCCCACUGUACCCCCUCUCUGUCCCUCAACAGCACGGGGUCCCAGGACACUGUCCCCUACCCCUGAAGUGGUCCUUAUCAUCGGCUCUGCCUUCACAUGGUCCAGCGUCACCCUCAACGACGGGAAACCAGAACUUACCUCUAUCAGCUUCCUGGGAAGAACCUUAUUUGCUGCAGGAUUCCCAGACGAGGAGUCAAGCCCUCGUCCGAGACUUUAUCCCUUCUACUCUCCCACCAAGCAAGGUCCCAGUGGGAGUAGCCAAGGGGUCUACGGAGCAGUAGGCCUGUGGGAGAUGUGCAGGAGAACACUGGGCCCUUACGGGUUUGAGGACGGAGAGAGCUGAGUGUGUGGGCUGUGCCCCGAGGGGCUUCACUCGCCUGAGGCCAGUAUAAUUCACUGCACAAUCCUGCAGCUACCACACAGCCCGAGCCAAAAUCAAGGCCCAUUGAGAACUCACGGCAGACUGAGCAGAGUCCGGGGAAAGCUGAGACAAGAAGGGUGUCCCAGCUGGAGAGUCGAACCAACCACAACGUCAAAGGUUACAAGACCGGGGAGUGGAGAAAAAAAUCAGCCAUGAUUCAAUGUCGGAGCACCUGAGUGAGCCAAAUGGUCUAAUUUCGCUCCUGUUUUAUGGUCUGACAGUCUGAGUUGGGAAUUAAAUCUGUAAUUGAUUGGUUCGAUCUCGAGGGAACUUCUCUCUCAUGGGAUUACCUUCUUUAAAUUAAUUUAUUUAUUUAACAAAAGCUCUUAAAUUAAAAUGUGAUCUUCCCUGUGCAGCACACACCCCUUCUCCCUUCCCCCUGGGGUCCCUGGUUCCAGAAUGUCUUCCUCAGAGUUGUCCGAUACUGAACGCUCCCUCCACAGGGAUGUCCGAGCACGGGUGCGUGCUGGUCGGCUCAGACUGAACCUCCUUAUACCCAUUAAUGGCUCCCGUGCCCAUUACCCAGGAGCUGACCGACCAGGAGAUACAGCCCAUUGCCUCUGCACUGCAUAACAAGAUCAGGAGGGUGAAACUCAAUGAGCAGCCCCUUCAGAUACUGGAACAGAGGCUGUUCAGGUUCUUGCCAGCCCCAGAGGUGUCCAGCCCAGGUCCCUGGUGUAUCGGAGGAGGAUGCUGCACAGUGAUGGUUCAUCUUCUCGCAUCACAAUUAAACCAUUUAAACAAAAACUGAAAUAUUGCAAAUGCUGGAAUCUGAAACCACACACACGAUGCUGGGGAACUCAAUGGGUUGACAAGUCUUGGAUCACCAUGGCACAGAAACAGGCCCAUCUAGUCCGUGCCAAGCCACUAAUCUGCCGAGCGCGUUUGACCUGUACCCAGACCGCAGCUCUCCGACCUGAUCAUCCAAGUACCUAUCCGAAUUUCUCUUAAACAUCAAGCUGGCAUGCAUGAUUUCCA